GAGGCGGGGCCUCACGCCUGGGGAGGAGGGGCGUGGGGUCCGCGCGCGCUGGCCAUGCCGCGCUCCCGCCGAGCCGCGCGCCGUGGCCUCGGCAGCGCCCGAGCUCGCUCUCCCGCCAGCGAGGAGGAGGCUGGCAGCGAGGUGCUGAGCCACUGCAGCAGCGCCAGUGAGGGGACCAGCCCCGCCGAUGAGGGCGCAGGGAGUGAGGCGGCGACUGAGCAAGGCCAGGAGGAGGAGGCAGAGGACAGGCUGAAGGAGCACAUGGACAACCUCCUGGACAAGAGCACCAGGAUGCGGCAGGCGGCACUGCAGAGCCUGCGCCUGGCCUUCUCCUCCAGAAUCCUCUCCGAGUUCCUGCUGGAGCGUCGCCUCAUGCUCACCGACUCCCUCGAGAAGUGUCUCAAGAAAGGUAAAGGGGAGGAACAGGCACUGGCAGGCACCGUCCUCACCCUCCUCUGCCUCCAGGUGGGUUCCGGCCCGGAGGGGGAAGAGUUGUUUCACAGCCUGAAGCCCCUACUCAUCAGUGUCCUGACAGACAGCACAGCCAGCCCUGGUGCCCGGCAGAGUUGUGCCAUGGCUCUGGGCAUGUGUUGCUACAUUGCUGCUGCUGACCUCGAGGACCUGAUCUUAUGCCUGUCCUGCUUGGAGGGCAUCUUCAGCCCCCCCAGCAUGGGCGAAGAGGCCUCAGCAACCACUCAGCAUGGCCCUCUGCACUGCAGUGCACUCCAGUCAUGGUCCCUGCUCCUCACCAUUUGCCCCCCCUCCCACAUCAAGAGUAUUUUGGACAAUUGCUGGCUGAAACUGUCCCCACUGCUGUCCAGCAGCAGUGUCACGCUGCGCAUCCUGGCUGGGGAAACCAUUGCGCUGAUCUUUGAGCUGGCCCAAGACUUGGAGGAAGACUCGUACUACCAAGAUACAGAGUUCCUGUGUGCCCAGCUCAAGAUCCUGGCUACUGAGAGCAACAAGUACCGAGCCAAGACAGACCGACGGAAGCAGCACUCCAUCUUCCGGGACAUCCUGCGCUUCAUUGAGAACGGGGAGUACCAGGAGGAGACCGUCCGAUUUGGCCUGGAGUGCAUAUACCUGGACAGCUGGGCACGUCAGCGGACUUACCAGGCCUUUAAAGAGGUGCUGGGUGCUGGCAUCUGCCAUCACCUCCAGAACAAUGACCUGCUACGGGAGAUCUUCGGCCUUGGACCACCCUUGGUGCUGGACGCAGCCACUGUGAAAACCAGCAAGGUCUCCCGCUUUGAGAAGCACCUCUACAACUCGGCUGCCUUCAAAGCCCGCACAAAAGCCCGGAGCCGGGUGCGGGACAAGCGGGCAGACGUGCUGUGACGGGCAGAGGGAGACGGAGCCCCCAGCCCACCUGGACUGCAGACCCAGCACUGUGAGGGGCAGGUGCCCCCAGCCCUCGGGCUUUUAUUCAUGUACAGCAGAGUAUUUAAUGCCUGGAGCUGCCCCACCAGGGGCUGCCCCCUCUUUUAUUUUUUUAACCAAAAAAAGAAGGAUAAAAGAAGAGCAGGGGAGCAGGUGGUGGCAUGCUGCUGUGUGCCUGCUCUGCACCUGGGUGGCGUGGAGGGAGCGGGGUCUCGCAGGGCUCCUGCAACCCCUUCAGAGGCAGGGCUUGUGUACCCUCUUCGCAGCCCUGGAGGGACACCAGAGUGGCCUGGCACAUCCUGAAGGGCUGGGUGGGAGGGCAGAGCCAUACAGGGCUGUGGGGCAUCUGGCCCUGGUGCCUGUGCCUGUAGCAGGAGUGCUCUUCCAGCUCUCCACCCUACCACACUGUGCACAACCCCUGCCUCUGCAGCCAGCCUGGCACUCAGGGGUAGUGGCAGAGUGGUGCGGGGUGGCAGGUGCUGCCUGCCCUGCCAGCUGCCUGCGCUGAGCCCUUUUUCAGCCAAAUGCUUUAUAUGAAAUCGUUGUCUUGUGGGGA
Dryobates pubescens (Downy woodpecker) is the source of this 1936-nucleotide messenger RNA. RefSeq names its product interferon related developmental regulator 2 (gene IFRD2). The transcript is spliced from 12 exons. The coding region runs from base 55 to 1338 and encodes 427 amino acids. NCBI's taxonomy places the organism in Eukaryota, Metazoa, Chordata, Aves, Piciformes, Picidae. The record is from RefSeq and is a predicted model, not a curated record.